GAUAACUGCGCCGAACCGGCUAUAAACAAGGGCCUUAAUUUCUCCGGUCUCGAAUACUCUUCCCCCGACGUCUUCUCGCGUCUCCUCCUCCUCUCUCCGGCGAUCCCUAACCUUGAAAGUCCCCCCUGAUCUCCGGCGAGAGGAGGCGGAGAAGAUGAGGGAGAUCCUUCACGUACAGGGAGGGCAAUGCGGCAACCAGAUCGGGGCCAAGUUCUGGGAAGUCAUAUGCGACGAGCACGGCAUCGACAGCACUGGAAAAUACUCCGGCGAGUCGGAUCUCCAGCUUGAGCGGAUCAACGUGUACUACAAUGAAGCCAACGGCGGACGGUACGUGCCGCGCGCCGUGCUCAUGGAUCUCGAGCCCGGCACCAUGGACUCCAUCAGAUCCGGGCCCAUCGGUAAAAUAUUUAGGCCCGACAACUUCGUCUUCGGUCAGUCCGGGGCCGGGAACAACUGGGCGAAAGGGCACUACACCGAGGGCGCCGAGCUCAUCGAUGCCGUCCUUGAUGUCGUCCGCAAGGAGGCCGAAAACUGCGAUUGCCUGCAAGGAUUCCAAGUAUGUCAUUCUUUGGGAGGAGGAACAGGUUCUGGAAUGGGCACCCUUCUCAUCUCUAAGAUCAGAGAGGAAUAUCCAGAUAGGAUGAUGUUAACCUUCUCCGUUUUCCCGUCCCCGAAAGUGUCUGACACUGUUGUGGAGCCAUACAAUGCUACACUAUCUGUUCAUCAGCUGGUAGAGAAUGCUGAUGAAUGCAUGGUCCUGGACAAUGAGGCACUCUAUGAUAUCUGCUUCCGCACUCUGAAGCUUGCCACUCCUACAUUUGGUGAUCUUAAUCAUCUGAUAUCUGCAACAAUGAGUGGAGUCACCUGCUGCCUUCGCUUCCCUGGUCAGCUCAAUUCUGACCUCCGGAAGCUCGCUGUGAAUCUGAUUCCCUUCCCCCGCCUCCACUUCUUCAUGGUAGGGUUUGCGCCGUUGACCUCUCGGGGCUCCCAGCAGUACAGUGCUCUUACAGUUCCUGAGCUGACCCAACAAAUGUGGGAUGCAAAGAACAUGAUGUGUGCCGCUGACCCCCGCCACGGUCGCUACCUCACUGCCUCUGCCAUGUUCCGCGGCAAGAUGAGCACCAAGGAAGUCGACGAGCAGAUGAUCAAUGUGCAGAACAAGAACUCGUCCUACUUUGUUGAGUGGAUCCCCAACAACGUCAAGUCCAGUGUGUGCGACAUCCCUCCUAAUGGACUCAAGAUGGCUUCUACUUUCAUAGGCAACUCAACCUCCAUCCAGGAGAUGUUCAGGAGAGUGAGUGAACAAUUCACAGCGAUGUUCAGGCGGAAGGCUUUCUUGCAUUGGUACACCGGCGAAGGCAUGGAUGAGAUGGAGUUUACUGAGGCAGAAAGUAACAUGAAUGAUCUAGUUGCCGAGUACCAACAAUACCAGGAUGCAACAGCCGACGAAGAGUACGAAGAAGAAGAAGAAGAAGAGGAUGACAUGGAAGCUUGAUCAUCAAUGACAACACUUCUGAUGUAUUGUUCUAACUGUGGACCUGGUUAAUUGUAUCGUAUGGAUUCUGUUAAGCCUAUAUCUUGGGUUGCACGCAAUGCGCUGAAGACUAAAAACCUGUGAUAGUAGUUAUUUUCAGUUUAUGCUAAUUUCUUUCCUGUUUACCAACAUAAAA
This is a messenger RNA of Zingiber officinale, 1670 nucleotides long. Its product is annotated as tubulin beta chain-like. The record is from RefSeq and is a predicted model, not a curated record. Gene Ontology annotation, molecular function: GTP binding; structural constituent of cytoskeleton; GTPase activity. Gene Ontology annotation, biological process: mitotic cell cycle; microtubule cytoskeleton organization. The transcript has 3 exons. NCBI's taxonomy places the organism in Eukaryota, Viridiplantae, Streptophyta, Magnoliopsida, Zingiberales, Zingiberaceae. Gene Ontology annotation, cellular component: microtubule; cytoplasm. The coding region runs from base 155 to 1495 and encodes 446 amino acids.